This is a messenger RNA of Fraxinus pennsylvanica, 558 nucleotides long. The record is from the annotation of a GenBank genome assembly. NCBI's taxonomy places the organism in Eukaryota, Viridiplantae, Streptophyta, Magnoliopsida, Lamiales, Oleaceae.
AUGCACCAUUUGACAGGACAACCUAAUAUCGUCGAACUCAAAGGCACUUACGAGGACAGACAUUCGGUGCAUUUGGUAAUGGAAUUGUGUGCAGGUGGAGAACUUUUUGACGGGAUCAUCUCUAAGGGACAUUACACAGAACGAGCUGCUGCGUCCUUGCUCAGAACAAUAAUAGAGAUCGUGCACACAGCACACGUACCAUUCAAUGGGGGGCAUUCACCGGGAUCUCAAGCUGGAGAAUUUUCUGGGCAGGAGGAUGGAGAAGCACCUGGCACGCCGUUGGAUAACACAGUUCUAAGUAGACUCAAACAAUUCCAAGCCAUGAAUAAGUUCAAGAAAGUAGCACUUCGGGUUAUUGUAGGCUGCCUAUCAGAAGAAGAAAUCAUGGGAUUAAAACAAAUGUUUAAAAGCAUGGAUACUGAUACCAGUGCGGUCAAACAAAAGGAGGAGACUUACGGAUUCACUAUACAAUUUCCACAAAUUCUUCAGUGGAGGGAAGGCCGGCUGGUUUGCAAAUCUCCUAGAAACUACGAAUCAUGGGCUAAUGGUCGAUUUUAG